This is a messenger RNA of Amphiprion ocellaris (clown anemonefish), 2970 nucleotides long. It is a transcript of the gene zbtb14, whose product is annotated as zinc finger and BTB domain containing 14. Gene Ontology annotation, biological process: regulation of transcription by RNA polymerase II. The transcript is spliced from 10 exons. The record is from RefSeq and is a predicted model, not a curated record. Lineage: Eukaryota; Metazoa; Chordata; Actinopteri; Pomacentridae. Gene Ontology annotation, molecular function: DNA-binding transcription factor activity, RNA polymerase II-specific; protein binding; RNA polymerase II cis-regulatory region sequence-specific DNA binding. The coding region runs from base 15 to 1688 and encodes 557 amino acids. Gene Ontology annotation, cellular component: nucleus.
CCACAGUCUAGUCCAUGUCCUCCAGGUCUACAGUCAAGUCCAGGUCCAGGUCAUUCAGGUCCACAGUCUGGUCCAGGUCCUGGUCCAGGUUCUCCAGGUCCUCCAGGUCUGUACCGGACCGGACUCGAACCGUCUCGGAGCAGCUCGGUCUGAGGCCUGUCCUUACGAGCACAGCGCAUGCGCAAACGGCCAGCUCCGCAUUGUUUGGCGCGCUGCCUGUGCCGCCGCAGUGUGUGCGUGCUGGCGCAAAGCGCGGCCUCCGCUCUGCUCGUUCUCAGCAGCAACAACAACAACAACCGGACAAAGUGCUCCCGGUACCGAACACACACAGAGGAGGCGGCUGUUCCCGGGCCCGUGUAACGUUUUCAGAUGGCGGAGACGGUGAAGUACGUGGACGACGAGCACAAGAGCAUCUUCCUGAAGCUGCUGAACGAGCAGCGGCUGGAGGGCGAGCACUGCGACAUCGCCGUGGUGGUCGAGGACGUCAAGUUCCGCGCUCACCGCUGCGUGCUCGCUGCCUGCUCCAACUACUUCAAGAAACUCUUCAAGAAACACGAGGUGGACAACUCGUCGGUGAUAGAGAUCGACUUCAUCCGCUCCGACAUCUUCGAGGAGGUGCUGAACUACAUGUACACGGCCAAGAUCUCCGUCAAGAAGAGAGACGUCAACCUGAUGAUGUCCUCAGGACAGAUCCUCGGCAUCCGCUUCCUCGACAAACUCUGCUCCCAGGUAAUGCACAGAAACGAGAUGUGUCCUCAGAGGACAAAGAGAAGUUUCCGUAUGACAUCGUGAAGAUGGCGCUGCCGCCGGAGGCUCAGCUGGCUGCCGACUCUGAGGUGCUCGGCGAACACGAUGACACGGCCACCACGGAUGAACUUGUGGAGGCGUCAGCCAAUCAGGAGCUGGACAAGUCUCCGAGUGCGGCGCUGCGUGUACAGGAGGCCAUCUUGAAAGAACUGACCAAUGAGGACGUGCACAAGGUGACCUGCUAUGACCAGGAUGUGGUAACGGAGAUGGAGGCGGAGCCUAAGGUGCUGGGGGCGGAGCAUCACGCCACCCAGACGCUGACGUUUGCUGACAGCAUGGGGGAGGUGAAGGACGAGCAGCCGCCGGGUUGGUCCACCGCCACCACCGACAUGAAGUUCGAAUACCUGCUGUACGGACACAGAGAGCAGCUCGCCUGCCAGGUGUGUGGGAAGACCUUCCUGGACGAAAGCAGACUCAGGAAACACGAGAAGCUCCAUUCAGCAGAGCGUCCGUUCGCCUGUGAGAUCUGCACCAAAGCUUUCACCACCCACGCUCACCUGAAAGAACACCUGAAGAUCCACACAGGCUUCAAACCGUACAGGUGUGACGUUUGUGGAAAAUCCUUCAUUCGAGCUCCAGACUUGAAAAAACACGAACGAGUUCACAGCAACGAGCGCCCGUUUGCCUGCCAGAUGUGUGACAAAGCGUUUAAACACAAGUCUCACCUGAAGGACCAUGAGAGGAGACACAGAGGAGAGAAACCUUUUGUCUGUCCGUCCUGCACCAAAGCCUUCGCCAAGGCGUCCGAUCUGAAGCGUCAUGAGAACAACAUGCACAGCGAGAGGAAGCAGCUGAACCCGCUGCAGAGCGACACGGAGACGCUGCAGGCCGCCGCCAUGGCUGCUGAGGAGCAACAUCUGGACACCAUCAGCUGCUCCUAACAUCUGGACACCAUCAGCUGCUCCUAACAUCUGGAGCUGCUCCUAACAUCUGGGGCUGUCCCCAACAUCUGGAGCUGUUUCUAACAUCUGGAGUUGCCUCUAACAUCUGGAGCAGUUCCUUACAUCUGGAGCUGCCCCUAAAAUCUGGAGCUGUUCCAAACAUCUGGGGCUGCCCUUAACAUCUGGAGCUGUUCCUAACAUCUGGAGUUGCCCAUAACAUCUGGAGCUGGUCCUAACAUCUGGAGCUGUUCCUAACAUCUGGAGCUAUUCCUAACAUUUGGAGUUGCCCCUAACAUCUGGAGCUGUUCCUAACAUCUGGAGCUGUUCCUAACAUGUGGAGCUGUUCCUAACAUCUGGAGCUGCCCCUAACAUCUGGAGCUGUUCCAAACACCUGGGGCUGCCCCUAACAUCUGGAGCUGUUCCUAACAUCUGGAGCUGUUCCUAACAUGUGGAGCUGUUCCUAACAUCUGGAGCUGUUCCUAACAUCUGGAGCUAUUCCUAACAUCUGGAGCAGUUCCUAACAUCUGGAGUUGCCCCUAACAUCUGGAGCUGUUCCUAACAUCUGGAGUUGCCCCUAACAUCUGGAGCUGUUCCAAACAUCUGGGGCUGCCCUUAACAUCUGGAGCUGUUCCUAACAUCUGGAGUUGCCCCUAACAUCUGGAGCUGGUCCUAACAUCUGGAGCUGUUCCUAACAUCUGGAGCGGCCCCUAACAUCUGGAGCUGCUCCUAACAUCUGGAGCUGUUCCUAACAUCUGGAGUUGCCCCUAACAUCUGGAGCUGGUCUUAACAUCUGGAGUUGCUCCUAACAUCUGGAGCUGUUCCUAACAUCUGGAGUUGCUCCUAACAUCUGGAGCUGUUCCUAACAUCUGGAGUUGCCCCUAACAUGUGGAGCUGUUCCUAACAUCUGGAGUUGCUCCUAACAUCUGGAGCUGUUCCUAACAUCUGGAGCUGUUCCUAACAUCUGGAGUUGCCCCUAACAUCUGGAGCUGUUCCUAACAUCUGGACAGCAGCUGUAUCUGAACGUAUUUUUCGGAUCACGUCGUGUUUUGGCGUCGCUCAGAGCGCACCGACUGAUCUGAUGACCUUAGCGGUCAUGUGACCUGGUGUUGACUCUGAUUGGCUGUAAAGACGAACUGUUGUUGUUCUGUUCAGUUUCAUGAGCAGAGCUGUGUGUUGUGAAGCACACGUGUGUUUUUUUCAUGAACUACAGAAGCUCAGAGUGGACAAACGGAUUCUCAGCUUUGCUUCAUACUGAAAUAAAUCAUUUUAAUUCACCUUUUCA